Messenger RNA from Cylicocyclus nassatus, 1558 nucleotides. The record is from the annotation of a GenBank genome assembly. NCBI's taxonomy places the organism in Eukaryota, Metazoa, Nematoda, Chromadorea, Rhabditida, Strongylidae.
UGUAAGGUGGAUGCCCAAAACUGUUAGACAAGACAGCCACAAUUCAAAUGCAGUUUCAGAAAUAGUUUCCACACGUCUGAACAUCCAUCUGGGAAAUAUUCUGGCAAUGACGCAGCAAGAUCAGGAGGAAAUCCAAGACGAUAAUAGGGCACCGUUACAAAAACUUCGGGAAUUUGGCUGCUGCUCGAAUGGAAGCAAAAUCUGCCAGGGUAGUGAAAAAAGACAAACCAAAUUGGGAAGACGCAAGCUUAAAGAAGUUCCAAGAAGAGUAGCAUUUAAACGAAUGCUGUGUCGCACAGCUGCUAAAUCUCAUAUUUUUUCUUCUGAUCGUUUUUCCUUCAAGAAUUUGCAGAUAGGACGCUUCUACGUCUCAACUGUUAAUGUUUCGGUAGACACUAGAGUAAACAUUAUCUACAUCAGUCGCUCCAGUGCGGGUAUAUAUUAUAACAUUGGCACCAUGAAAGGACCGAACCGGCAAGAAUUGUACACGUCUUCUAUCAUGAUUCCAUUUGAUUUUAUCAACGGCAUCUAUGCAGACGGCCACGAUCUUUAUAUUCGAUUAAACUCGACCGCAAUAUACGAUUUUUGCCUAUGUGAUGGUGAACUUGUGUAUACUGACGUCACACAAGGAGAGCGAGCUAAUUCCCUUCUGCACCAUCUUGUUCUCAAGGCACGAGCCGAAGAAUUUUGCGCUCAACUUCUCAAAGUAAAUGUCAGAUAUUUCUCCAAACUCAUACAGACAUUUCCAGAAUUUUCAAAGGACCUUGCGGGAGCCACAAGCUCUCAAAGCCUACAUCGUCAUGCGAAGGCAAUAGUAUAUGAGAACUCACGCCAUGUACCCACUCGGAUAACACAAAAACCUUUUCAAUUCUGCCGCAAAAAAUAUCCAAACACCCAUUGCACUACUAUAACACUGAAGGAAGAAGCAAUUACCCGGUUACAACCACGGAAGGCAUCUAUACUCCCAUCGGGUUAUUCUUUACCGCAAAUUCCUGAUGUAAGCACGAUUGCGGAGAAUCCAGUACCAAAGUUUACAACUUAUUUUCCUAAUGGGACCAGACAAGAUUUUCCAAGCGUUUCCUAUGAUUUCGAGACUGCAGAGCAGUCACCGUCUUUCUUUGCGUUGAAAGAUUUACGCAAGCUUCUUCCCAGAGAUGACGACUUUCGACUUCAGCAAUUCCCUCAAACAAAAGAAAACCAUCUGACAAGGGAAGAAAGCAUGUGUUCUCUAUCGUCUGCCUCCACAGCGAGAUCUGAUACACCAUCGAAGCUUGAUGGAAUCUCACCUUAUUCACAAUCCGAAUAUCACUCCUGUCAGAAUGAACUUUUGUGUCCGCUCGGAUACACGGAACACAUCUGUGCACCACAAAGCACGUCUCCCUUUUCUUAUGACGACACUACCAUGGAAUAUUACCCUUUGCAAGAUCUCUCACAAACGGCUUCAGAUAUGUCAACACUCGAAAAUAUUCCCAUCUGAAAGAAUUGAUUGUACUGCAGUAUUGGAGACAAAUACAAAGUUUUGAUCAUUAGCACUAGUAUCUAAUUGCAAUAAAGGUUA